Molecule: messenger RNA, 2433 nt
Organism: Aspergillus terreus NIH2624
Lineage: Eukaryota; Fungi; Ascomycota; Eurotiomycetes; Eurotiales; Aspergillaceae
Exons: 4
Coding region: 1-2433 (810 amino acids)
Molecular function (GO): DNA binding
Source: RefSeq, a predicted model, not a curated record
AUGUCUUCUAAAAAUUUCUCUUUUCUAUCUUCCAGUGUCCAUGCCAUUAAUGAAGCCUUGCUAUUCAUUAUGGCACACCAAUCCUACCCCCUCGAUCUAUGUUCACAAGAUACUAUUGCACCAUCCUCCUCUAUCUCCCAAGUCUUUACUGAUGGCGAUAAUCAGACAGAGGUUAAUACCUGUUCUAUUUUCUCUCCACCCCCUGAGCUUGAUUCUCUGCGUCUCUCCAAAGGCCGCAAAAUUAUUCAGUAUCCGACCGAGCAAGAAAAGAUUCAUAUCUUUGAAGAAUGGUGGAAUACUACUACCUGGGCCGAGAAACGGAGAGAAGCCAAAAAGCCAUUAGUUCGAUUCAAUCCUAAAAGACACUCAUCUGUAUGGGACAAAUUCCACGAAGGCGCCCAAUUCCCGGAUGGGACCCCCUAUGUCUUUUGUGUCUCAUGUUCUCAUCUGCUCCAACAUCCGUCAACAGAGCACACUGGGACUAGUUCAAUGGCCUAUCAUGUCCGAAAAGGCUGCCCUAAGAAGUCGUCUUCGGUGCCUUCCAAACGAACAGUAGCUCAGAUGCUAAGUGAAAAACCGGGCCCGACAACCAUCUACACCGAACAAGAAUUCCUUGACCAAGUCCUGCGAUUUAUCGUUGCCUGCCGUCUACCUUUUCGAACUGUCGAGCAUGUCCAAUUUAAACGAAUGAUCAAUCUCGCCGCUGCCGGAUCAUCUCGCAGACCGCACAUUCCGAAUCGAAAGCAAAUCCAGGAACGAUUAAUCGAGUUAUCGGAUGAAAUCCACACACAGCUACUCUCACGGUUCCCGGCGACCGGCAGAAUGUCAAUUGCACUUGACUGUUGGACAAGCCCGGAUCAGAAAGCAUUUCUUGCACUUACUGGCUAUUUCUUGACGGACGAUCUUGAUUAUCAUGAGAUUAUUCUGGGCUUCCGACCGGUAUCCGGUUCGCAUACAGGUGAAACCCUUGCUGCCAUUGUUCUGUCGGUUCUUCAUAAGCAUAAUCUAUGCCAUCGUCUACUAGGGGUGACAACCGACAACGCGAGCAACAACAGUACUAUGUUCUCCUCCCUUACAGAGCAACUUCGCGAUGAACUUGAUACGAAUAUCCAGAUUCAGGAUACUAUCGCCGACCCGGAGCUUUCCAAAAUCCUUCGGAAUCAGCAUCACAUCCCAUGUCUUGCUCAUGUUAUCCAACUCUGUGUUACCUCCUUUAUGAAUAAAUUGCGGAUCGCAGCGGAGAAUGACACUGUCUCCUACAUAUGGGAGAACAGCGAUGAAACGCUCAAAGCGUCUGGUAGUAUUUCACGAGCCAUUGAAAAGAUUCGAAAAAUCACUAAAUUCGUGAACGCUAGCCCUCAACGUCGUGAAAGAUUUCAACUUACUCAGCGUCUGGAAUCUGGAUCUGUAUACUAUCUUCUUCUCGACUGCAAAACCCGCUGGAACUCUUCCUACCUGAUGAUUCGACGCGCACUGAAGCUCCGCCAACCAAUCGAGAGCUUUAUCCAGCACUGGGAUAGUCAGAAGCUUGACUACCUGCGGCCUACACCGGUAGAAUGGAAACAGUUGGAAUAUCUUCUGGAGCUUCUAUAUCCGUUUUACAUCUUCACGUCCUGCCUCUCGGAGAACACCGGCCCUACCGUCCAUAGGGUAUAUGAUAUCUACAACGAUCUGUUCGACCAUCUGGAUCUUGCCAUCAAUCGUCUUCGGAACAAACGAGCCUCGUGGAAACAACAGAUUCUUGAAGGCUUAGAAGAAGCCCACAAGAAACUCCGGAAAUACUAUCGGCGAACAUACCAAGCAGAGGGUUAUAUCUAUGCUAUUGCAACGAUUCUUGAUCCUACCUCCAAGCUUGAGAAGUUCAAAACAGCUACGUGGCUGGACGAUGACACUGAUUGGUAUCAAAAAUAUCGCACUGUUUUUGAGAAGGUGUUCCACUUCUACCGCAGUCAGAAUCCAAGUGUCAACACGCCAUCGACUGUUUCAGACCCAUUAUCUGGACUGAACAAGGCAUUUUACCAUCUCUCGAAACGACGAAGACUUGCCACUUCAUCAGAGACCUUUGAGGAGCUUAAGGCCUAUCUUGAUAUAGAAGCUCCCGAGAUAUCUGUCACUAUCGCCGGAGUCGGUUAUAUCCCGAUACUAUUGAGGCGAUUAUGCUGCAGAUGUGUACCGAUCGCUUUACCAUCAAGUGAGGAAUAUCAGCAGAUUCUUGAUGAGGUUGACCCCGACUCCAUUGUCUUUGUACACAAGGAAGAAGACGAUGAUACAACCGAAGCGCCUUUGUAUAUUAGUGACAAUGAGGAUAUGGAUGAUAUGGAUGAGGAUCCGGAGGAUGGAUUGUUGCCAGAACCUCCGCAUACUACCCGGACUGUUAAAGAGACACGAUCCCUUCGACAUCAUGAACGACGCCCGGGACAGUAUAAAGAAUAG